AUGUAGGAGGAUAUCGAAUAAUAUGAUUAUGACGGUGGUUAUGACUACCUUACGGAUUCAUGCUAAAUAGAGGAUAUUCCAAGUUUGGUUCGGACUCCAUCAACAAAUUAAGAAAUUCUGGAAUUGAAAGAUGUGAUGAAGUUUAUAGAUCAAUUAAUUGGCAACAUGGGAGAGCUACUGAAUUUGGAUGCCGAUAAUACAUAUGAAAUCUUAAUGUUUUAUAAUUGGAACAAGGACCGCAUUGAAUGUGAAUACCACGAGACAAUUUUGGAAUAAUUGAAAAAAUAAGGAGUAUUUAAUAAUCAUUAAGCAAUUUGUUACCCAGACCAAAUCUCAAUGUGUCCCCUUUGCAUGGAAGAAACUCAAUUAAUUCAGCUAGGGUGUCGACAUUAAUUUUGCAAAAGCUGCAUUCAACAAUCAAUUGCAUAAAGAUUUACAAAAGAAUAAUUUUUAGUUAUCCCUUGUUUAUAGUAUGGUUGUAAAUAUAAAUUACCAAUGUCAAUGAUCAAGAAUCUUACUAAGCCUGAAGAUUACCUAAAAAUAGUUUGUAGAAAAUUUAUUGAAACAAAUAAAGCACUUGCAUAUUGCCAAGGAGUCGAUUGCAAAAAAAUUAUCAAACCAAAAGAUUCAUCUUUAACUACUGUCACAUGCCCUUGUGGCACUCAAUUUUGUUUCAGGUGCAAACAUGAAUUACAUCAGCCAGUCCCCUGCGAUAUGGCUAAAACUUGGGUUUCUGAAAUCACAAAGAAUGAAGCAAAUAUAAAGUGGAUUGUUCUUAAUACGAAAAUCUGUCCCUUUUGUAAAAAACCAGUUUAACGAUCUGAUGGAUGUAAUUACCUUAUGUGUAAACCCCCAGGAGGUUGUGGAAAUGCAUUUUGCUAUGUCUGUAGUAACCCUUGGGAACCUGAUCACAAAGACCAUUUUAAGUGCAGCAAAUACGUUCCUCCUACUAAUGAUUUAGAAAAAGAAAAGGAAAUCUUAGCUAGAUACAACUUUUAUUAUGAGAGAUUCUUGAAUUCCAAUUCAGCUGUUGAAUAAAUUUAAGCUAGAUUAAAAUAAUUCAGAGAAAAGCAUAAUCAAGAAAUCUAAGAAACAUAUGAAGUCACAUCUCUUGAAUUUGAAUUUUUGGAAGAGGCUCUCAAAGAAUUAGCCCAAUCUAGAUAAGUGUUGAAAUGGACUUCUUGUCUUGGAUAUUUUAUCUCAUAGACCAAUCCUACUUCAUCCAAAUUAUUUGAUAAUUAUUAAAAGGAAUUCGAACAUUCUUGUGAGUAACUAGGUAUCCUAUGCAUGCAGCUUUUUAACGAACUAGAGAAAUUGCAAAAUCUACAUACAAGGCAAUAAACCACAUUGAAUCAGAGAAAAAAUGAUUUUUAUGGAAGAAGAGAGCAAAUCUUAAAAUUAUAAAACAAAUGCUAUAAUUUGAGACGUAAUUUAUUAAAGGCAAGCGAAAAUGGAGAUAUUAUGAAUUGA
Paramecium tetraurelia is the source of this 1470-nucleotide messenger RNA. RefSeq lists its product as uncharacterized. Gene Ontology annotation, biological process: positive regulation of proteasomal ubiquitin-dependent protein catabolic process; ubiquitin-dependent protein catabolic process; protein polyubiquitination. Lineage: Eukaryota; Ciliophora; Oligohymenophorea; Peniculida; Parameciidae. The record is from RefSeq and is a predicted model, not a curated record. Gene Ontology annotation, molecular function: zinc ion binding; ubiquitin protein ligase activity; ubiquitin conjugating enzyme binding. The transcript has 4 exons. Gene Ontology annotation, cellular component: ubiquitin ligase complex; cytoplasm.